AUGGAGGACCCGGGCCUGUUAAGUGCAUUUCUAGACAACCUCAUGUCGAGAUUGUUCUCGCUAGCAGAGGAGAAACACAAGCUGUACAAGGGCUUUGAAGGAGAUCUGGCUUUUCUGAAGAGUGAGCUUAAAAUGAUCGCUAGUGCCAUUGAUGGGCAGCUCUUGGGGCAGGAUGAUCACAUACUGCGUUUGUCCAUUGAAGAGUUGCGACAAUUAGCUCAUGAAAUGGAGGACUGUAUAGACCACAUCGUGUAUGAUGCAUCUUGGGAACAGCAACAACCAUGGUACUGUAAAAUGGUCAAAACUGGGAAGAAGAGAAAAUCACGUUCACAGUUAGGCGAAGAGAUGCAGCAACUAAGGUGCAGAUUGGAGGAAGCACUCCAACGGCAACAGAGGUAUUCAGUGUCCCGUCCAUCCACAUUCCAGCCAGCAGAAUCAUCCUUGAAUCAGCAUAUCCUUCCGGCUGAUUUGGUUGGCAUCAAACCACCCCUUGAGGAGCUUCUGGGGCAGUUGGCAGAAUUUGAAGGUCAACCCAAGCAGUUGAAAGUGAUCUCAAUAGUUGGCUUCUGCGGAUUGGGGAAGACCAUCCUUGCCAGGGAGUUGUACAACAGCAUGGUCGGCAAGCAAUUUGACGAAAGGGCAUGGGUUUCUGCAGUGCAUGGGGAUCCAAGCAAGCUCUUAAUAGAGAUACUCAAGGAACUGCAUAAACCACCACCGGAUACCUCCAAUGUCUACCAGCUUAGUACUGAUCUAAGGAACUUCCUAAAUAACAAGAGGUAUUUCAUUGUAAUUGAUGACAUGCGGUCAGAUCAAUGGAGUACUAUAAAGUCUGCCUUUCCUCGAGAUGGUAGCAGCAGAAUAUUGGUGACAACGAAAAUCAAGUCAGUGGCUAAUACUUGCAGCUCUACCAACGGCUAUAUUCACAAAAUGAGAAGACUUGACGAGAAACAUUCAAAGCAGUUAUUCCUGAAGGAAGCUUGUCCGGUGGAAUAUUCAGAGUACAUGGGGCCUGAUCUGGCAGCAAUUUUGAAGAAAUGUGAUGGUCAACCACUCGCUCUGACUACCAUUGGCCAAUUCAUGGGAAAAAAGAGUUGGCCAACAGGACAUGACUGUGAAGAUGUGUGCAACCAGGUAUGGUUUUACCAUCUGCAGAGUGGUGACGAUACUUUGGACAGAAUGCAUCAGGUGCUGAUCCAUGACUACACCAGUCUGCCUAGCCAUGCUCUCAAAGCUUGCUUUCUGUAUUUUGCUAUGUUUCCAAGUGAUCAUCCAGUAAGGGCGAAAAGGCUAAAGAGGCAAUGGUUAGCUGAGGGAUUUGUGCGGCCAACAAAUUUAUGCACUGACCUUGUAGCUGAAAAUUUCGAGAAGCUCUUGGACCAGAACAUCAUCGAACCCAUUGAUGUGAGCAACAACACAAUUGUGAAAACAUGCAAAACUUAUGGCAUGAUGCAUGAGUACAUUACGCUCAAGUCUCUCUAUGAAAACUUCGUCACUUUGUUCGAUGGAGGGGGGCUCCAACCUAAAAAUGCCCGUCGUGUUUCUCUCCGUCACAACACUAUUACAGAUGGUGCCACUUUGAACAUUGAUCUCUCUCUUGUCAGAUCUCUGAUAGUAUUUGGGGAGGCAGGUAAAACUAUGUUGAAUUUCAACAAGUACCAACUGCUAAGGGUCUUGGACCUUGAAGACUGUACAGACUUGCAAAAUGAUCAUCUCACAGAAAUAUGCAACCUAUUGCUUCUUAAAUAUCUGAGCCUAGGAGGAAAUGUUACCAUCCUUCCCAAAGAGAUAAAACAACUGAAACUUUUGGAGACACUCAACCUAAGGAGAACGAAUGUAAAGAUACUUCCAACUGAAGUUAUUCAGCUGCCCCAUAUAAUUCAUCUCUUUGGAAAAUUCAAGCUUCCAGAUAAAGCCAUAAAUGAUGAACUGCAGAAAUUUCUUACUUCAGCAAAAUGUAAAGUGCAGACACUGGCAGGAUUUCUUGUAGAUGAAAGUGACGGAUUUGCAGAACUUAUGGGUCAUAUGAAAAAAUUGUGGAAGGUAAAGAUCUGGUGUGAGUCAUCUGCAACUAGUAGUAAAUUGACCACUCUUCAGAAGGCCAUACAGGAGUUCAUUCAUGACGACAAGGAUGCAAGCAAUGAUCCUCGUUCUUUGUCACUCCAUUUGGACGGAUGCUCUGAAGACUUUCUGAAAGAAUUGAAAGCUCCCUGCUAUCUCAGGUCGCUGAAAUUACAGGGCAGGUUACUGGAACUCCCUGGGUUUGUCACGGCACUGCGCCGACUCAGGGAGUUAUGCCUUCAGUCAACUAAACUUACAGCAGAUCUUCUCUCAGCUUUGACAAAUUUGAAGCAUCUGCAGUACCUGAAGCUGAUUGCUGAUGAACUUGAAGAAAUCACCAUUAAGAACAAGGCAUUGCCAAGGCUGCUCUGCCUAUGUUUUGUGCUGCAGCGUCCAACGUUCCCAAAGAUCGAAGAAGGCGCCUUGCCAUUUCUUGAAUCUCUUCAGCUGCUUUGUAAAGAUAUGGAUGGCCUCUAUGGAAUCCAGAUUAAAGGUUUCACACGACUGAGGGAAGUAACACUCGAUAUAAGAGUCACCAAUGGUACUAAAGUGAACUUGGUGAGGGCAGCUAAGGAACAUCCGAACAAACCAAAAGUUCUUCUGCUCAAAAGACCUGUAACACCUGAAGUUUAUCUUGGAGGAGCUUCUGCUUCAUUUGGGACAACUGAGAAUGAAAUUGUAAAUUGCUCUGUUCUGUCAGAGGAACUAGUACAGGAGACUGACACCCAAAUGCCACAUGAUGAGCCGAGGGAACAAGUACAGGAGACUGACACCCAAAUGCCACAUGACGAACCAAGGGAACGAGUACAGGAGACUGACACCCAAAUGCCACAUGAUGAACCGAGGGAACAAGUACAGGAGACUGACACCCAAAUGCCACAUGAUGAACUGAGGGAACAAGUACAGGAGACUGACACCCAAAUGCCACAUGACGAACCGAGGAAACGAGUACAGGAGACUGACACCCAAAUGCCACAUGAUGAACUGAGGGAACAAGUACAGGAGACUGACACCCAAAUGCCACAUGACGAACCGAGGGAACGAGUACAGGAGACUGACACCCAAAUGCCACAUGACGAACCGAAUUCUGUUUUCAGUAAUAAAGGACAUCUGGUGGUUUGUGCCGCUGGUUCGUCCAUUGCUGGCAAUGGCACAAUGGCUUCUUAA
Messenger RNA from Miscanthus lutarioriparius, 3225 nucleotides. Lineage: Eukaryota; Viridiplantae; Streptophyta; Magnoliopsida; Poales; Poaceae. The record is from the annotation of a GenBank genome assembly.